AUGCCUUGGUCCUGUCCGCGGUUGAAGUGGUUUAGUCCGUUUGUUCGGCGUUCCUGCCAUGCUAGAUUUCAGCUGCUUUGAUCCGUAGCCCCUUUUGUGUCAGUAGCACAAACAAAAUGUCAUGGCUACAGUCUGUAAUCAGCCAGUGCAAUGAAGAUGUAUUUGAUGAAAAUGCCGAUGAGAUGGAGAUAGCCCAGAAAGAAUGGAAGAGUGCAAUGGAGAAACGAGUCAAGGAGGGUUAUAGGGAAGGUGUUGAAGCUGGGAAAGUGCUAAAACUUCAACAAGGCUUCAAUCAGGGUUAUAAAGAAGCAGUAAGGAUGAUGUUUGAGUGUGGCCAACUCAAAGGAACUAUAAGUGCUCUUCUGUCUUGGUGUCAUCAGAAUAAACACAGCCCUGAAGUGCUGAGUGAGAUGACUGAUCUGCUGAAUCAAUUAAGAAAAUAUGAAGAAUAUGUGCUUAAGAAUUUAAAUUGUGUAAAUCAUCAAACCCAUGUUGGAGACUUGCUAGAUACUCUUAAUGACAUGGAUCUUGGUCAUGAAUGCUUUCCUGUUGAACAACGUAAUGGAACCUGUGCUGAAUUUAGUACAAACUGUUGCAGAGAUAAUGGAACAGAUUCAUUUCAUGGUGAAUGUUGUGGAAGGACAGGAGGUCACAAAGAUUCUGAAAGGACAACCCUUUCUUGGCUAAAAGAAAAAACUGCCAAUAUGAUGGAACAAUUUGGUUUGUCUCGAGACAUAGUUGAACAUACAUAGUUCUUGCAAAAUAAAUGUGUUACUUCAAAUUGUA
This is a messenger RNA of Candoia aspera, 786 nucleotides long. RefSeq names its product YAE1 maturation factor of ABCE1 (gene YAE1). Bases 117 to 752 code for a protein of 211 amino acids. The transcript has 4 exons. NCBI's taxonomy places the organism in Eukaryota, Metazoa, Chordata, Lepidosauria, Squamata, Candoiidae. The record is from RefSeq and is a predicted model, not a curated record.